Hippoglossus stenolepis (Pacific halibut) is the source of this 1674-nucleotide messenger RNA. RefSeq names its product coiled-coil domain containing 92Bb (gene ccdc92bb). The transcript has 4 exons. NCBI's taxonomy places the organism in Eukaryota, Metazoa, Chordata, Actinopteri, Pleuronectiformes, Pleuronectidae. The coding region runs from base 321 to 1214 and encodes 297 amino acids. The record is from RefSeq and is a predicted model, not a curated record.
CACUGCUUUGUUGUGAGUGCAGCAGCAGCACGAACACACAGAAGGUUACGACGAGGUUAUUUCCUCUGACUGCAGCAGGAGCCGUGCACACGUAGGAGGAGACGCCAUCCAGCUGCAGCGGAGGAGCAGCUCACCUGAGGGCAGAUACUCAAGAGACGAGCGUCAGUUUGCGUCCUGCGCGGUUUGCACGAAGCUCUUGUUGUUUUUCUGCAUCUCUGCAGCAUCAAGGAGGGAGAUCUCCGGGCGAUACGAGGAUCCAUGAGAGGCGCUUCGAGCAGCACACCGCUUCAGUAUCACGGUUGUGUGGGGGUUCAGCAGCCAUGGAUGCUGGGAGGCUGGAGCAGCAGGUGGCCAGUGUGGAGAGAGGCAUCGCCUUCCUGCAGCAGGAGCACCUGGCCAUGCUGACCGGCCUGCAGCUGGAGAUCACACACCUGAAGAGGCGCUGUCAUGAGCUGAGCUGUGAGCUGGACUCCAGGUUUCCUGACAGAAACACAGCAGAGGAGGAAGCGGAGCUGGCUGCACGUUGUGAGGCUGCAGAGCGUCUCCUGGAAGACCAGCAGUGCAUGAUGGUCGCUGUGCGUGGUGAGCUGCGGGCUGGCCGGGCUCGGACAUCAGCACUCAGUAGGAGCCUCAGGGACGAAGAGCGGCAUUUCCUGGAGGAACUGAAACGACGCAGCCACAAGAUCACGCUGCUGAGUCGUGAGCUGCAACGCCAAAACGUCACCACGACGACCCUCUGCCACGAGCUCCACACCGCACGCUUAAAACUGUUCCAUCAACGGCAGAGCGCCGAGUCUGCUGCGGAAGGAGGGGAGGAACCCAGAGGACAGGAUGGAGAAGGAGAAGGAGAAGAAGAAGAGGAGGACGAAGACGAUGAUGAAGAUGAAGGGGACAGCUCAGACUGGCUUCUGUCUCCGCCUCCUCCCGCUUCCCCCAGCCAACCAGAGGAGCGACACAGGAGGCGUGUCACCCUGAGGGAGGAGCGGGUCAGGGCGUGCGUCCCGCAGGAGAGAGUGACGUCACCGCAGCGGCCACACUCCAUGCCCGACCCCGCCCUCUUCUUGGUGCCACUUAGAUUCCGCCUCCUGCGUUUGAACCGACCAAUCACAAUGCAGGGCGCAGAGGGGCUGGAGGACGAGUGGGAGGAUAUCGAGGACAGCAGGGUGCACAGGAGGGUGGACAUGGGAGCAGGGGAGGGAGAAACCGCUCUGUGAUGACGAUGGAGAGGUGGCGUUGUCUUCCAGCAGGUGUCGGCCGACCUCGGUCAACACGUGAUGUGGUUAUUCUAGAAAAAGAUGAGGGAGAUGUAACCUUGUGAUUGUCCGUAGAGUUAGAGGUAGUUGCACAGGCGCGAGUGAUCGAUCUACACGUAGACAUAGUAGCGCAAAUUGUCACAUUGAUGGUACGACAUGCUACUUGGAAAUUACGAGGAAACGAGUGGGUCAGCAAAGAGUGAACAGUGGUUCAGUUUUAUAAAUGGAUGCCUUUUGGUUUUAACAACACAGCUUUUGCCUGUAAGUAGUAGCCUUUGCCUCUGGGUGUGUGAACAUUGGUCUGUGCCAUUCAACCAGCGUCCAGGUGCAGAAAGUCACUCGUGAAGGCGGUGUAGGGACAUUUUGUAUGAUUUGCACUUUAUUAAAUUCAUGCAAUGUGCCUAACAAUGGCAGAACGAUA